Molecule: messenger RNA, 1465 nt
Organism: Anarrhichthys ocellatus (wolf-eel)
Lineage: Eukaryota; Metazoa; Chordata; Actinopteri; Perciformes; Anarhichadidae
Gene: sec22ba
Product: SEC22 homolog B, vesicle trafficking protein a
Exons: 5
Coding region: 132-779 (215 amino acids)
Biological process (GO): endoplasmic reticulum to Golgi vesicle-mediated transport; retrograde vesicle-mediated transport, Golgi to endoplasmic reticulum
Molecular function (GO): SNAP receptor activity
Source: RefSeq, a predicted model, not a curated record
UCGUCCAGCUCAUUCCUACGCGUCAUCAAAGUUGACAGCAAAAACAGACGAGAAGCUUUUUUUUUUAAAGUUUCAACUGUCUCAGACAAAAAACUGACAGUUGACGUGGCCGAUCAUUGACCUGCGUCGUUAUGACUUCACUGACGAUAAUCACUCGUUUAACGGACGGACUUCCGCUCACUGCGUCCAUUCAGGAGGAUGAGCAGUCAGGAAGAGACCUCCAGCAUUACCAGAGCCAAGCCAAGCAGCUGUGCCGUAAACUGAACGCUCAGAGUCCGGACCGCUGCACCCUGGAGGCUGGGGAAAUGAACUUCCACUACUUAAUAGCGCAGGGUGUGUGCUACCUGUUCCUCUGUGAGGCUUCAUUUCCCAAAAAGAUGGUCUUUGCAUACCUUGAAGACCUCCACAGUGAGUUCAAUCAGCAGUACGGAAAGAAAGUACCCACAGUAACGAGGCCGUACUCUUUCAUCGAGUUUGACACGUACAUCCAGAAAACCAAGAAAUCAUUCAUUGACAGUAGGGCCAGGAGGAACUUUGGCAGUAUCAACACAGAGCUGCAGGAUGUCCAGAGAAUUAUGGUGGCAAAUAUUGAGGAAGUUCUGCAAAGAGGAGAAUCUCUUACUGCUCUUGACACAAAAGCCAGCAAUCUGUCCAGCCUGUCGAAGAUGUACCGCAGCGACGCCAAAUAUCUCAAUACCCGCUCCACGUAUGCCAAGGUGGCUGCUGUGUCGGUGUUCUUCAUCACACUCAUCAUCUAUGUGCGUUUCUGGUGGCUCUGAUGGGACUGUCAACAAGGACUCUGAGGGUGCUUCAUUUUGGAAAAACAAGCACUUUAACUGAUCCGGUUACAUUUGUUAUAUACCCGGUGCCUUAAAGGGAUCGUAGUCUUUCCUUAUUGAAGGUUAAAACUAUUUCUAUGCUUUAUCUAGCUUUGAUUUAUGCCAUGUAUAGAGUAUAAACUGAGCCAUAGGUCUGUGACAGGACAUCUUUAUGUAUUGGAGCAAAUGCUUCGUGGCGAGUUCAUGUUUACUGGAAUAUUAAGAGCAGGAUGUUGAUAAAUGAACUAACUGGAAAUAGGGGUUUCAGCAUUGAGGAGAAACAAAGUAUGAAUAUGCAGAAGUGUUGUGAAAAGGUCUUAAUACUGUGAUAAGUGUUUAUUGUUCAGAGUUUACAUUGUAACAAAGUCUUUUUGAAAAUAUUAAAUAUUUAUCAAAUUGUAUUUUCUAUUUCACAGCUGUAUUUAUGACACAUGCUAUGUUAAUAUCAUGAACAGAGAGCGACAGUCCUCUUUAUGGUGUAUACACACACCUACAAACCAGCAUUUCCAUGAUCACGUACAUAUCCUGUUAAGCCAGCUCAUAUUCACACAAAGAACAAUAUUAAAAGUGUGUGUGUGUGUGUACAGGUGUACAGGUGACAGUCACCUACACAACGCUAAAAGCUGCUCUGUACACAGGGUGAUGAC